Silurus meridionalis is the source of this 2522-nucleotide messenger RNA. RefSeq names its product beta-1,3-galactosyltransferase 10, tandem duplicate 1 (gene b3galt10.1). Gene Ontology annotation, cellular component: membrane. Gene Ontology annotation, molecular function: N-acetyl-beta-D-glucosaminide beta-(1,3)-galactosyltransferase activity. The transcript has 2 exons. The record is from RefSeq and is a predicted model, not a curated record. NCBI's taxonomy places the organism in Eukaryota, Metazoa, Chordata, Actinopteri, Siluriformes, Siluridae. The coding region runs from base 79 to 1332 and encodes 417 amino acids.
UCUGUGCUCCCACCUCUUUUUAACAAUGCACCUGGAAGGAGGAGGAGGGUAGGAGGUGUGGAGGCACACCUGGUUUCCAUGAGAUGUCUAUCUCACAGGAUUCAUCACAGGCGCAGAGCUCGUUCUGUCUCUCUCUCAGGCAGGAUCUCAGGUCCCUGCAGAAACACAAACACUAAGAUGAUGACCCCCUUAAUCCAGGGCAAGUUUAAAAUCUGCUUUAUCUUCUUGCUCCUCGUCACCUUCAUUGGCCUUGUGACUGUCAACUUCGUAAAUAGCAAUUUUAAACCUUCCAAACUGUUCCUCAACAAUGUUGCCCAAAAACUCAGCUUCAUUUACUUGCCAUUGAACCCCCAAAAAGUCAGCAAUGAAACGAUGAAGACUGAACCGCAGGUAUCUAAUACAACACAUGCUUUAGUGUCCAUGGUGAACAUGCUUAACCACAAUGAGAAGGAAAAAACAGAAGUGCCGACCAAUCAGGAUCCGACAUCAACCGUGGCACAACCAGACCAUGAAGCCUAUCCACGCAAUUACCAAUUUAUCAUAGACGAGCCGGAUAUAUGUAAGCAGCGCAAGCCGUUCUUGGUCCUCAUGGUCCCAGUGGCUCCUCAACAACUGGAGGCUCGCAACGCCAUCCGGAGCACGUGGGGCAACGAGAGUGUUGUUCAAGGGAAAAACGUCAUUGUGUUGUUCAUGCUGGGAUUAAACGGAGAAGAGGACGAGGCGAAACAGCUUGAGCGUUUGAUUCCGGAAAGCCGGCAACAUCAUGACCUGAUUCAAAGUAACUUUCUUGACACGUACAAGAACCUGACCACUAAGACCAUGGUGAUCCUGGACUGGCUGGCCACACGCUGUCCUCAAGCCUCCUACGCCAUGAAGAUCGACUCGGACAUGUUCUUGAAUGUGGAGAAUCUCAUGAGCUUGCUGCUUAUGGAAAACACCCCAAAGGAAAACUACAUAACUGGGAUGGUUAUGUGGAACCGGCCCGUAGUGCGAAACAAAUUUUCCAAGUGGUAUGUUCCGGAGGAAGUCUACCCGGAAAACGUCUACCCUACAUACUUGCUAGGGAUGGGUUACGUGUUCUCCAACGAUCUUCCCGAGAAGCUGGUCAAGGUCUCGAAACACAUACGUCCGUUUUACAUCGAGGACGCGUAUGUGGGAGCGUGUUUGAAGAAACUGGGAUUCGCUCCUUCGAACCCUCCCGACCCAUCUAAGUUCAAGGCGUAUUUUAAUGGCGCAUAUGACCGCAAUGAGUUUGCAAGGGUCAUCACAACUAUCCUCGGCUCUCCGCAGCAGCUAAUAAAUUUCUGGCAGGACUUAAAGAGGCCGACAUGAUCGUCACAUCUUUAAUUGACCUGUUUUUUUUUUUAGAGUUUUAUAAAAAAAUAAUCUUUUGCACCAAGACAAAACUCAUCAUAUAAGACUGCUAAAUUUAACAUGAAGUUUAGGUUCAUAUGGAUUUCCUCCAGGACUUACCUCCAACUGCCCCAAAAACUCAUGGCAUGUUGGCAACUUCAGAUUGCCCUAUGUGUAAAUGAUGGGUGUACACCAUGGACUGUAAAGUAUUUCCUCCUCUUCACACCCAGUGUUCGAGUGGGAUUGGAUCCGCCAUGAGCACCACAAGCAUGUCCAGUUACAGAAGGGCGAUUUUCGACUACAGAAUAAAGGCUCACUUUAUCAAAAAGCUGUGAAGGGCCCUCAAGAUCAAGUUCAAAUUUUAUUUGUCAGAUACACAUACAUACAGAGUACGACAUGCAGUGAAAUGCUUUACACAACUGUCCAUUAUUUAAGCAUGAAAAAAGGAAUAGAAUAUAAGGAUAAAAAAAGAAAGUAGAAUUUACAAUUUAUUUAUUAUUUGAUAGAACUCUGUGAAUAAGAACAUUUAUAUUUUCUGGAUGAUUAAAUAUAUUGAGGACAAGAAUGUGGAGACAUGUUUACAUUAAUGACUGUUCGUCCUCAUGAACAAUUUUGUCUAUUUAUUAAUAAUAUAUAUAUAUAUAUAUAUAUAUAUAUAUAUAUAUAUAUAUAUAUAUAUAUAUAUAUAUAUAUAUGUGCUAUGGUAACAGUCUCUGGAACCACAUAUGACUGGAAAAGUCAGGUGCCUCAAUACUUUUGUCUAUAUAGUGUAUAUUUGAAGGAAAAUUAUGAUCUUUUUGGGUGAGAUAGACUUCAAAUUUAAUUUCUAUUGCAUAUUGCCUUUGUAGCUCCGCCUUUAUUUCUCUGUUUGCUAAAAAAACAAACUAAAAAAACAACUAAAGAUUAAAGAGGGUUGUUUACCGUUUUUUUUUUCCCACACAAAAAAUGAAGAAGGCUGUCAAUCAUCUGCAAAAUCAACUCUGUUUCCAAACAUGCAAUUUAUAAAAAAAAAAAAAAAAAAAAAAAACGAUUUAUUUUGCUUUUUCUGAACUGUCCAUUUUUUUACCUUAUGUGCUUCCAGAUACACCUAUUUAUUAAACAAUUUUUUUUUAAUCUGGGUGCACUUUAACGAAGAAUAAAUUGUUAGAAAUAAAUGUGUGUGCAAAGUG